This is a messenger RNA of Haemonchus placei, 441 nucleotides long. NCBI's taxonomy places the organism in Eukaryota, Metazoa, Nematoda, Chromadorea, Rhabditida, Trichostrongylidae. The record is from the annotation of a GenBank genome assembly.
AUGUUGGGUUCCGUUUACGGCGGCACACCUCGAGUCCCCAAUCCUCCACCACAGCCGAAUAUAAUUCCGCCUGCAACGAAUAUUAGCAUCAUAUUCGAUUAUCGUCGCCUAGAACUCCGCCCGGACCAGGCUCGAGCGGUACGUAUGGCGAGCCUGUGGGAAAUGAGUCGCCAUUGCGACGAACACGGGCUCAGCUGGGAACCCUUGUGCGCAAUAAUUAUUCGACAAGAAGACAGGAGGACGUGGAAAAGUCCUCCUUCUCCUGUGGAACUCAAUUGCAGCGAAGUGGUGAUACAGAGGAUGGUCGGGAACUGGAGUUGUAGCAAGAUCGCGUUUGCUCGCUCCGUCGCUUUGAAAUUGCACAUUAUUGCGAUGCGGUACUCCUGCCGCUCCUCUUCGGUGAGAUUUGAUAGCUGCUCGGGCGGAACAGUAAUCGUUUAA